AUGGGUGAGUGUGCUGCUAAUGGAGAUGACAAUGAAGAAGAGUCUGAUGCUAGUGAGGCAGAAUAUGAUGGUAGUGAGGAAGAAUAUGAUGGUAGUGAUGAGGAUUACAAUUCAGAUGCCUUAGUUACUGUAGGUGUGAAUGAUGAUGAAGAAUUUGUAAAAAAUGUAGAUGUGAAUGCAGAGUAUGGAGGGUUAGUAAAUGUAGAAAGCCAACCCAAACAAUCUGAAUCUACAUUUGGUAAUGAAGUCAACUAUUCUGAUGAAGGAAGCUUGAUAGGCAGUGAGGAUGAGGCAGCAGGGUUUAAAUGGACAAAGUAUUUACAGGACAUUGAAGGUAGUUGUCCUAAAUUUGCAUUAGGAUUAACCUUUAAAGAUAAGAAGGAGUUUCGAGAAGCUAUAACAAAUUAUGCAAUCAAAGAGGGGAAGGAAAUGAAAUAUGAAAAAAAUGAUAAAGUGAGAUGUGUGGUGAAGUGUAAGCAUGAGAGCUGUCCAUGGAAAGUUACCCUGAGGUAUGAUAAAGAUGAUAAGUUUUGGAAGAUAACUGUGUUAAAUGAGAAACAUGAUGGUUGUGUAAGGACUAAAAAGAAUUCAAUGGUGAAUUCCACCAUUGUUGCAAAAAGAUGGAAACAAGAGAUUAAAGGACAUUUGGAUUGGAAAACAAAUGCAUUUUUAAAAAAAGUUUGCAUUGAUGACCAUUACACACUAAGUAAGAAGCAAGCAUGGAGGGCUUUAGUCAAAGCUAAAGGUGAAAUAAGACAUGAGGCAGAAGACUACUUUAAUAAGAUCUGGAGCUACUGUAUGGAGAUAGAAAGAACUAAUCCCAAGUGUACUUAUAAAGUGAAGCUGAGUGAGUUGCAAGAGGAUGGAAAAGACAGAUUUUUGAGGAUGUAUAUCUGCUGGGAAGCAAUGAAGGAAGGGUUUAAGCAUUGUAGGAGAAUAAUUGGCCUAGAUGGGUGUCACCUAAAGUGUAAAACUGGAGGCCAAUUAUUGACAGCAGUUGGAAUAGAUGGGAAUGAAAGUAUAUUCCCAAUUGCUUAUGCAAUUGUAGAAGGUGAGAACAAGAACUCUUGGACUUGGUUUCUAGGUUUGCUAAAGACGGACUUGCAAAUUCAUGACAUGGUACAGAAUGAGUUCACAAUGAUGUCAGACAAGCAAAAGGGUCUCAUAGAAGCCUUUGAAGUUGUGUUACCCGGGGUUAGGCAUAGAUUCUGUGUUAGACACCUGCACUGUAACAUGAGGGUGGCUGGUUUCACAGCAAAAACAAUUAGAGAUGCCUUGUGGAAAGCAGCAAGGGCCACUACAGUCAAUUACUUUACUGUGGCACUACAAGAGUUAAGAAAUCUAGAUGAAGAUGCCUUUGCUUGGCUUGCUGAUAAACACCCAUCUGAAUGGAGUAGAUCCCACUUCACUGGAACUUCCAGUUGUGACAUUCUGGUUAAUAACAUUUCAGAAUCAUUUAAUGCAAUGAUCUUGACAGCUAGGGAAAACCCUGUGAUUAAUUGUUUGGAGAUAAUUAGGAAAAAAUUAAUGUCAAGGCUAUUUGAGUUUAGAUGUAAAGCUGCUGAAUGGAGUGGAAUAGUUUGUCCAAAUAUUGUGAAAAAAAUAGAUGACAUUGAGCUUCUUGCAGGAGGACUAAAUGGCUAUCAGUGUUCUCCAAUGCUCUUUGAGAUCCUAGGGACACAAUCUGGGCAGUUUACUGUUGAUUUAGGUAGAAGAGCUUGUUCUUGUAGGAAAUGGGACCUAACUGGAAUCCCUUGCCAACAUGCAGUUUGUGCAAUCUGGAUGAAACAUGGAAAAGGACCUAUUUGGCAUUAUGUGGAUUCCUGCUACUUGAUUUCCACAUACAAGAAAACUUAUGAGGGAUGUAUAAAUCCAAUGUCAGGUUAUGAAGAUUGGCCUAUCACUAGUAGACAACCUCCAUUGCCACCACUGUAUAAAGCAAAAGCUGGAAGACCUAGAAAAUUGAGAAUGAAGUCUAAAGGUGAGAUCAGUAAUGAUGGUGUGCAUUUGUCAAGAAGACAUGUUACUUUACAUUGCAAAAAAUGUAAAGAAUUAGGCCAUAACAGCAGAAAAUGUCCAAAAUACCCUACUGUGAAGCCUGCCAAUCAGUUCAAAAGAAGAACAUCAAGAGGAGUAGCUGCUGCUACUGUCCAGGCUGAUCAACCUCAACUCCAGGCUGCUGCUACUGUCCAGGUUUCUGCUGCUACUGUCCAGGUUUCUACUGCUACUGUCCAUGAACUUGAUGUUAUUACUCAACCUGAAGUUGAAGAUAAUCAAUGGGAGAUUCCAGAUGAUGUUUUGGAUGCACAUUGGCACCAAAUCGAAAUUCAGACACAAGACAUUGAUGGAGGGGCUUCACUAAGUAACAGUAUGGAAAUUCCAGUCAUAACAGUUCCUUUUGAACAAGCAGAAGGGAGUAAAGGGAAACAAGUCAUGCAACCCAAUAUCCCAAGAAAAAGAACAGCCCCAAUGAAGUUAGAUGGGAAGAAACAACCAGUGAAGAAGUAUGCUACAAGAUUAUAA
Molecule: messenger RNA, 2523 nt
Organism: Ipomoea nil (Japanese morning glory)
Lineage: Eukaryota; Viridiplantae; Streptophyta; Magnoliopsida; Solanales; Convolvulaceae
Exons: 4
Coding region: 1-2523 (840 amino acids)
Biological process (GO): DNA transposition
Molecular function (GO): DNA binding; zinc ion binding; transposase activity
Source: RefSeq, a predicted model, not a curated record